AUGGUUGGAGUCAUUUCGGCCGCCGGUCUGGUCGGCUUCCUUUCCGAGCCAGACCCGGAGCUCAAGGUCUUUGCUUUGAAAUCAUUAGAUUCCCAGAUCGAUCUGCUCUGGACAGAAGUCGUGAAUGCCGUUCCUGAAAUUGAGGCUUUAUACGAAGAUGAAUCAUUCUCAGAACGUGAACUCGCGGCUCUAGUUGCCUCGAAGGUAUACUAUCACUUGCAGGAAUAUAAUGAGAGCAUGGUCCUUGCUCUGGGUGCGGGCAAGUUGUUCAAGCUUGACAACGGUGGCGAGUAUGAGGAGACCAUUAUCGCUAAAUGCGUGGAUACUUUUAUCUCCCUAUCCGCCGCCCAGAAACCAAGCGCCGGCGACCACUCUGCCGCCCUGAACCAGUCCUUCCCUGCAUCCGGCGACGGGGCCACAAGCACAUCAGCAAGCCUGACAUCUCCUAUUACACCGUUCUCUAAGUCUGCUUUGCCUUCUAAGUCCUUGCUAUCACGCCAAGAAGUACCCGGCAUUGACGCCGCCCACCCCGGAGGCGACGAUACUAGCGUUCAGCAUGAGGAGACUCCAUUGGUCUUGAAGCGUGGUGUUCAGGGACAAUUACAGACUGUCAUUGAGCGACUGUUUGAGGAAUGUUUCCGCCAGAAGCGCUACCGCCAGGUCAUUGGAAUCGCCAUCGAGGCCAAAAGUUUAGAGGUUCUGCGUAUGGCCAUCAUUCGCGCCAGCGAGGACGAGAAGAAGCAGGAGGGUGAAUCUCGUCGCAGCGAGGAGUUAAUGGAGUAUGUCUUGGAUAUUUGCAUGGGCAUUGUCCAGGAGCGGGCUUUCCGUAACGAGAUCUUGAAACUUAUUCUGGAGCUCCUUAACGAAAUCCCGGCACCCGAUUAUUUCUCCAUCGCCAAGUGCGUUGUAUACCUUAAUGAGCACUCGAUGGCGUCCGUUAUCCUGCGCCAGCUUGUUGAGAAGGGUGACCCCCGAUCUCUGGCUGUCGCUUACCAAAUUUCCUUUGACCUCUACGAUAACAGCACCCAAGAGUUCCUUCAAAAGGUUCGCCAAGAAAUCGCCGAGCUUGUACCAGAAGACGAAGCCGACAAGGAGAAUGCCCACAGAGAGCCUAGGGAGUCGGACGCAUUGCUUCAGGACCAGUCAAGCUCUCGUCAAUCAGAGGAGACUCCAGAUGACGCACGCACUGCAUUUAAGAAUAUCCUUUCAAUUCUGGAUGGUAUCAAGACCAUUCAGUUGAAUCUUGAAUUCCUUUACCGAAGCAACAAAGCCGAUAUCGCCAUUUUGAAUAAGAUUCGUGACAGUCUUGAGGCAAGGAACUCAAUUUUUCACACUGCAGUCACUCUUUCAAAUGCCUUCAUGCACGCGGGUACAACUCACGACAAAUUCUUCCGUGAUAAUUUGGAGUGGCUUGGAAAGGCUGUCAAUUGGUCUAAGUUCACGGCUACUGCCGCACUGGGUGUCAUUCACCGCGGUAACUUGAGCCAGGGCCAGAAGCUUCUGCAGCCCUACUUGCCCCGUGAGCACAUUGCUGGUGUCGGUGGAUCGGGCUCUGUCUACAGCCAAGGUGGUUCCCUCUACGCCUUUGGCCUUAUUUACGCCAAUCACGGUGGUAUGGCCGUGGAUCUUAUCCGCGAUCACUUCAAGAAGGCCACUGAGGAGGUUGUUCAACAUGGUGGUGCUUUGGGUCUAGGUGUGGCAGGUAUGGCUACUGGCGACGAGGGUAUUUAUGAGGACCUUCGAAACGUUCUAUACACCGACUCUGCCCUCAAUGGCGAAGCCGUUGGUCUUGCUAUGGGUCUCGUGAUGCUGGGAACUGGCAACAUGAAGGCAUUGGAGGACAUGAUUCAAUACGCCCAUGACACUCAGCACGAGAAGAUCGUCCGUGGUUUGGCCAUGGGUAUGGCUCUUAUCAUGUACGGUCGCCAGGAGGCUGCGGAUGAGUUGAUCAACGGUCUCCUUGGUGACCCCGACCCAACACUCCGUUACGGUGGUAUUAUGACCAUCGCUCUGGCAUACUGCGGUAGCGGUAGCAACAAGGCUGUUCGCAAGCUACUUCAUGUGGCCGUUAGCGACGUCAAUGAUGAUGUGCGACGAGUUGCAGUUCUGAGCUUGGGUUUCAUCUUGUUCCGCAAGCACCAGAGUGUUCCUCGAAUGGUCGAACUUCUCUCUGAGUCUUACAACCCACAUGUCCGCUAUGGUGCCGCCAUGGCCCUUGGUAUCUCUUGCGCUGGAACUGGAUUAGAUGAGGCCAUUGACCUUUUAGAGCCAAUGCUCAAGGACUCCACGGACUUUGUUCGCCAAGGUGCUCUUAUUUCUUUGGCCAUGGUUCUCGUUCAACAGAACGAGGCUAUGAACCCUCGUGUUACCAGUCUACGCAAAGCCAUGAUGAAGAUGAUUGGCGACCGCCACGAAGAUGCGAUGGCCAAGUUCGGUUGUGCUAUUGCUCUUGGUAUCAUUGAUGCUGGUGGCCGUAACUGCACUAUCAGCUUGCAGACGCAGACAGGUAACCUGAACAUGCCUGGUAUUGUCGGUGCUGCUGUUUUCGUGCAAUACUGGUACUGGUUCCCUCUCACCCACUUCCUGUCCCUCAGUUUUGCUCCCACCUCUGUGAUCGGAGUGGAUCAGAAGUUGGAGGUGCCCUACUUCAAGUUCCACAGCAACACCCGCCCUAGCCUGUUCGACUAUCCCCCCGAGCAGCAGGUUAAGACCGAGGAAGCCCCAGAGAAGGUGAAGACCGCUGUCCUCUCCACAACUGCCCAGGCCAAGCGUCGUGCACAGCGUCGGGAGAAGCAGGCUCGCCGCGAGAGUAUGGAUAUUGAUCAAACGCCGACCACCCCCAAGGUGUCAGACCAAUUGCCAGAGAAGAUGGACACAGAGGAGGCCGUUGCUCAGGAGGGUGAAGAACCUAAAGAAGGCGAGAAGUCUACUGGAGAGACACAGAAGAAGAAGGCCGAGCGGGAGAAGGUUGGGUACGAGCUGGACAAUAUGUCAAGAGUAUUGCCCACGCAGCUCAAAUACCUCACUUUCCCCGACCCGCGGUACGAGCCUGUUAAGAGGCCUACCGGAGGUGUCGUCGUUGUCCUCGACAAACAACCCGAGGAGCCUCGAGAGAUCGUUGAACUGAAGGCUAGCAAGGAGGUCCGUCAACCGGCACCUGCUGCUGAGACCCUCCAAGACCGUCUUCAAGCUGCCAUCGGCACUGCUGCUCUACAAACACCUCAAAGAGCCGGUGCUCGGGCUGCGAUGUCGAGCACUGGUGCCGCUGCAGCGGCAGGUGUUCUCACGGCCGCAGAUGAAGAUGAUGAAGGUGCGGAGGAUGCCCCUCUUCCAGAUGACUUCACAUACGAGACAGAUGGAGAGGAUGAGUGA
Penicillium angulare is the source of this 3372-nucleotide messenger RNA. Its product is annotated as proteasome regulatory particle base subunit RPN2. Gene Ontology annotation, cellular component: proteasome regulatory particle, base subcomplex; nucleus; proteasome complex. NCBI's taxonomy places the organism in Eukaryota, Fungi, Ascomycota, Eurotiomycetes, Eurotiales, Aspergillaceae. Bases 1 to 3372 code for a protein of 1123 amino acids. The record is from RefSeq and is a predicted model, not a curated record. Gene Ontology annotation, molecular function: enzyme regulator activity. The transcript has 5 exons. Gene Ontology annotation, biological process: regulation of protein catabolic process; proteasome-mediated ubiquitin-dependent protein catabolic process.